CCCAUCAUUGGUGUCAGUGGGAGGAAUAGUGCCACAUCAUUGGUGUCAGUGGGAGGAAUAGUGCCACAUCAUUGGUGUCAGUGGGAAGAAUCGUGCCCCAUCAUUGGUGUCAGUGGGAGGAAUAGUGCCUCAUUAUUGGUGUCAGUGGGAGGAAUAGUGCUCCAUCAUUGGUGUCAGUGGGAAGAAUCGUGCCCCAUCAUUGGUGUCAGUGGGAAGAAUAGUGCCUCAUCAUUGGUAUCAGUGGAGGAAUCGUGCCCCAUCAUUGGUGUCAUUGGGAGGAAUAGUGUCCCAUCAUUGGUGUCAGUUGGGAGGAAUAGUGCCCCAUCAUUGGUGUCAUUGAGAGGAAUAGUGCCCCAUCAUUGGUGUCAUUGGGAGGAAUAGUGCCCAUCAUUGGUGUCAGUGUGAGGAAUAGUACCCCAUCAUUGGUGUCAGUGUGAGAAAUAGUGUCCCAUCAUUGGUGUCAGUGGGAGGAAUAGUGCCACAUCAUUGGUAUCAGUGAGAGGAAUAGUGUCCAGUCAUUGAUAUCAGCGGGAGGAAUAGUGCCCCAUCGUUGGUAUUAGUGGGAGGAAUAG
Molecule: messenger RNA, 572 nt
Organism: Staurois parvus
Lineage: Eukaryota; Metazoa; Chordata; Amphibia; Anura; Ranidae
Source: the annotation of a GenBank genome assembly